Egretta garzetta (little egret) is the source of this 3451-nucleotide messenger RNA. It is a transcript of the gene USP36, whose product is annotated as ubiquitin specific peptidase 36. NCBI's taxonomy places the organism in Eukaryota, Metazoa, Chordata, Aves, Pelecaniformes, Ardeidae. Gene Ontology annotation, biological process: regulation of apoptotic process; protein deubiquitination. The coding region runs from base 93 to 3110 and encodes 1005 amino acids. The transcript has 18 exons. The record is from RefSeq and is a predicted model, not a curated record. Gene Ontology annotation, molecular function: cysteine-type endopeptidase activity; cysteine-type deubiquitinase activity. Gene Ontology annotation, cellular component: nucleus; cytosol.
CGCUCCCCGCAGGCAGCGGCCGUGCCCCGGGGGGCCUGGGGGACGGGGUCCCUGCGCCCCAGAAGGUGCUCUUCCCCGUGGAGCGCCUCUCCAUGAAGUGGGAGCGGAUCUACCGGGUCGGCGCCGGGCUGCACAACCUCGGGAACACCUGCUUCCUCAACUCCACGGUGCAGUGCCUGACCUACACGCCACCGCUCGCCAACUACCUGCUCUCCAAGGAGCACAGCCGCAACUGUCACCAAGGAGGCUUUUGCAUGAUGUGCAUUAUGCAGAACCACAUGAUCCAGGCUUUUGCCAACAGCGGCAACGCAAUAAAGCCAGUGUCCUUCAUCCGAGACCUCAAGAAGAUUGCCCAGCACAUCCGCUUCGGCAGCCAGGAGGAUGCGCACGAGUUCCUGCGUUAUACCAUUGAUGCCAUGCAGAAGGCCUGCCUGAAUGGCUGUACCAAGUUGGAUUGCCAGACCCAGGCCACGACGCUGGUUCACCAGAUCUUUGGCGGCUACCUGCGGUCCCGUGUGAAGUGCUCCGUGUGCAAGAGCGUCUCGGACACCUACGACCCUUACCUGGACCUGGCGCUGGAGAUCAGGCAAGCCGCAAACAUCGUGCGGGCGCUGGAGCUGUUUGUGAAGUCGGACAUGCUGGGCGGGGAGAAUGCCUACAUGUGUGCCAAAUGCAAGAAGAAAGUGCCAGCCAGCAAACGCUUCACCAUCCACCGAGCUUCCAAUGUUCUCACGCUCUCGCUGAAGCGCUUUGCCAACUUCAGUGGAGGCAAAAUCACAAAGGACGUGGGGUACCCCGAGUUUUUGAACAUCCGCCCUUACAUGUCCCAGAACAACGGGGAUCCUGUCAUGUAUGGACUCUAUGCAGUGCUGGUGCACUCUGGGUACAGCUGCCACGCAGGGCACUACUACUGCUACGUGAAGGCCAGCAAUGGGCAGUGGUAUCAAAUGAACGAUGACCUGGUCCGCUCCAGCAACAUCAAAGUGGUCCUCAACCAGCAGGCCUACGUGCUGUUCUACCUGAGGAUCCCCAAUCCCAGGAAGAGCUCGGAGGGGCCCAUUGCCAAAGCUGCCUCCAGCCUGCCCGGCCGCACUGGCAGUGUCUCCGAUCAGGUCAAGAAAACUGUGACCAACGGGCCCCUGUCUUCACCGCUGAUGGGCCGGAGACCAGACACUCUGCCAGUGAAGAAGCUGCCGGGGCCGGAGGAGGUCGGAGUCCCUGUGGCCCGCAGCACAUUCGGGACGGGGCCAAAGCUGCCAAAUGGAACCGCUCCGCCAAAGCUGCCCGCUGGGUCCCCGUCACCCAAACUGCCCCUCAAAGCCACCCACACGGCCACAGCGCCGCCCAGUGAUGCAGCCCGGAGGCCGAAGAAGCUGCUCUCCUUCCCGCAGCUGCCUCCCACGCCCAGAGCAGUCCAGGGCCUCUGCGACACCAGCAAUGCAAGUGAGGCCAAAGCAGAGCUGCACCGGCAGAGCUCCUGGGAGAGCAAGCAGCCACCUACCUCACCCAAGCUGCUGCUGGAGCCCAGCCAGGAGCCUGGGGGCAGUGGGGAGAAUGCCGGGACCCUGCAGAGGGACUCCUGCGGCAGCAGUGCCGCCAGCCCAGCGCACAGCGUAGCGGGGAAGCUGGCCAAAGUGUCCCAGAAGGCCAAGAGUGGAACCAGCAGCUUCUGUACCUCUCAGGAAACGGACUGUGGCACGGACCUCCCUUCUGGCCCCAGCACCGAGCUGGCUGCCCCUGAAGACUCCAAGCUGGCAAAAUUUAAAUCCUCCCUGUUGGGCAGCGCUGCUCUGGAGCUGAGCAAUACGAUGUCACCGCCACCGGCCAAGAAGCUGGCACUCUCUGCCAAAAAGGGCAGCACCCCGCGGAAGGCGAGCGGAAGUGACCGCCACGCACAACCUCACCCACAAUUUGCUGACCACACCUACCCCACGAACACCACCCACCCCGACUCCACUCCCUGGCCUUUCGGCAAGUCGAGGCUGUCCUCAUCUGCUCUCAAACUGCCAAAUCCAGAAAAGCCUGCCUUCAGCUUCAUCCUCAACUCAGCCCCUCAGCUCCCAGCCUCCCCCCUGAGCAACGGUUCCACUGCCCACCCUUCGCACCACCUUCCUCCCUGCAGCGGGGAGAAGGGGCCCAGCCAGGGCACCCUGGGUUCCUCCAAAAAGAAGCGGCGAAAGCAGCAUCAUGGAGCAGACAUGGGCAGCCCUCAUGUUCCAGCUGUGAAGGGCAAGGAUGAAGUCUCCAGCCCCCCCAGGAAGAAGAAGAAUCUCACUCAGGAGGGCUCGGUGUCCCUCUUGGGGAAGGAGGCGGCAGGCAAGGGUCCCAGCAGUGGCAGGGAGGCCCAAGGCUGUCAGGAGCUGGAGAGCGGGCCCAAGCAGCAAGUGUCAGACUCCAGUACUUGCCUGGACACAGAGCCCAUCUCCCCCGUCAAGAAGAAGAAGAAAAAGAGGAGAAUGGAGGAGACGGAAGAGUGCUGCUCUGGGAUGCUGUCCUCGGGCAGCUCUAGGAGGGCUGAAAUGGAGCCCUGGAGGACAAAGCAGCAGCAGAGCGUGGAGGCUGGGGCUGGAGAGAGCGAGCACCGCAAGCGCAAGUGGAGGGAAAGCCUCAGCAGCCCAGCGUUGGAGCAGCCGGCUGCUAAUGGCGUCCACGCUGCGGACGGCACCCGAGCGGCAGCGUGUGCCUGGGACAGCCAGGCUGGAGACGGGUACAGGCGCUGCCCAGCUGCCCUGGGCCCCGAGCCUGGCCGUGGGGCUGGCACAGCACCUGGGAGCCAGGAGGAGUCCAGCGUGGUGGAGGAACUGCUCAGGAACUCCUUGGACAAGGCUUAUGGCAAACAAGGUAAUCCCUGCGCGCCUGGGGUGGGGUGCUGGCAGGCAGAGAUCUCAGCUGUCAGCCAGGAUGCCAUUCGGGACGCAGCGUGGGCCCGGAGCGAGACGAUCAUCGAUGAGUGGGACGAGGAGUUUGACAGAGGGAAGGUAAAGAAGGUUAAAAAACCUAAGCGGGAGCGGAGGAGACACUUCAACCCCUUCCAGCAGCUGCAGAGCAAGCGCAACUUCUGGUCGGUGACGCAUCCUGCCAAGGUGGCCAGCCUGAGCUAUCGGCUCUGAGGUGGAGAUCUGUGUCCCCCAGCCAGCGAGCGGAGCAGUCUCUGGUCAAGGACCGGUGGGGGAGCGCUGUCCUGGGAGCUGCUGCUGGACCCUGCUGCGGAGGGGCGUGGGGGGGAGGCUGGUCCCGCGUGUCUCCAGGGCCCCAGCCCCGGGUGUCAUGCCGUGCUUGGUGUCCCCUGCCUUCCCCUUCGGGGAGCUGCUCUCCCUGGGGUCCCUGGGGGCUGGGGCUGCUUCCCUCCGCUCUCCAGCUGAGGAGUGGGGUGAGGGACGCCCACUCCCCUGCCUUGUCCAGGCUCCUCUGCCAGCUCCUCUGUGCCUCUGCCCGGGGCUGGAGCAGCCCC